GUAAAACCCUAGACUGCAGCUGCUGCGAAGAUGAAGAUCGAGAAGUGGAGAUAUCUUCCGGUAGAGAUUAUGACUGAGAUACUCACAUGGUUACCAGUGAAAUCCAUCUUGAGAUUCAGGCUGAAAGAAGAUAUCGAGUAUUUGAGGCCAGUACUGUCUUUAAAGAACGGUGAUAUCUUAUUAUUCGGUCAGCCUUUAAUCCAGUUAACCCAGUAUGACGGGGAUUUAAUCUUGUAUAACCCAAUGAGCCGAACAGCUAAGUUCGUGGAUACAAGUGGUUAUCAAAUAUUGGAAGCUGUGCAAACAUACGUUGGUAGUCUGGUUUCAGUUAAUUCAAUUUGCAAUGCAGGCCAAGAAGAUGUAGAGCAGCCAAGUGGUUAUCAAAUAUUGAACCCAGUGCUAAUAGACGUUUGAUGAGAGCAUGUUUUGUAGAAGCAUAAUGUCCCUGCAUACAUCUUUUUGGCAAAAGAAGCAGAAAACUAGAUCCAUCUCUGUAUGCCUAUCCUUGUGAGCAGCACCUUCGUGGAUGACUUUUUGGUAUGUGUUUUACUUCUGCUGUCUGUUCUCCUUGGUUUGUUAUCAUCUAUCAACUCACCUUAUGUUAAUUUAAGGACUGUAUGUUACUUCUGUUCUGCUCAUUGUAUAAAGUAGUUCUAUUUUCAUAGACAACAUCUCCAUGCUUACCGUAAAACAUGUUAAUAACUUGAAAUGAAGCGCCAUCAGAUUAUGGGACAAUAUGACCUCCUAUUCUCAUAAAAAGUAUUUCGGGGUUAGCUUUGUUUCUCUUUGUUCACUAGAGAUUAAGUGCGAUAGAAAUAUAUUGCUGGUUUUCUUACUGAUCCGCUUCAAAACAAGUCUCGUUGUAUUUUCUUACGCUGACAAUAAAAUAUGGAAUCUCAACAUUCGACCCAAAAUCUGUUUUCUUUUUCUUUGGGUAGCUAUUUUUUUCU
Papaver somniferum (opium poppy) is the source of this 950-nucleotide messenger RNA. RefSeq lists its product as uncharacterized. The transcript is spliced from 2 exons. Bases 31 to 414 code for a protein of 127 amino acids. Gene Ontology annotation, molecular function: protein binding. The record is from RefSeq and is a predicted model, not a curated record. Lineage: Eukaryota; Viridiplantae; Streptophyta; Magnoliopsida; Ranunculales; Papaveraceae.